Fimicolochytrium jonesii is the source of this 2490-nucleotide messenger RNA. Its product is annotated as aconitase A. The transcript has 4 exons. Gene Ontology annotation, biological process: L-lysine biosynthetic process. The annotation marks the transcript as partial. The record is from RefSeq and is a predicted model, not a curated record. NCBI's taxonomy places the organism in Eukaryota, Fungi, Chytridiomycota, Chytridiomycetes, Spizellomycetales, Powellomycetaceae. Gene Ontology annotation, molecular function: homoaconitate hydratase activity; 4 iron, 4 sulfur cluster binding.
CAGCCGCAAAAUGUCAUCGAGAAGAUUGUUCAACGAUACGCGGUCAACCUGCCAACUCCCUCUCACAAGGUUGCGCAAGGAGACUUUGUGAGCAUUCAGCCAGAGCACGUUAUGACGCACGAUAACACUGCCGCUGUUAUGAGCAAGUUUCAGAGCAUAGGCGCCGCACGCUUCAACAACCCGCAGCAAGCAGUGUUUACACUUGAUCACGACGUGCAAAACAAAUCGGAAAAGAACCUGACAAAGUACCGCUCAAUAGCAGCAUUUGCGCAAUCCCACGGCGUAGAUUUCUAUCCAGCUGGUCGAGGUAUCGGGCAUCAGAUCCUUAUUGAAGAAGGAUACGCCUUCCCGUAUGUGAUGACAGUAGCAUCGGACUCGCAUUCGAACAUGUACGGCGGAAUUGGUGCACUGGGGACACCUAUCGUGCGCACAGACGCGGCAGCGAUAUGGGCGACGGGAAGGACAUGGUGGCAGAUCCCACCGGUGGCGAAUGUAAAGCUGCUCAACACGCUGCCUGAGGGUGUCACUGGGAAAGAUAUCAUUGUGGCUCUGUGCGGGUUGUUCAAUAACGAUGAGGUUCUGAACACGGCGAUAGAGUUUACUGGCAAGGAAGGGAUCGCAGCUUUGAGUGUGGAUGAGCGAUUGACCAUUGCGAACAUGACGACGGAAUGGGGUGCCCUUGCUGGUGUGUUUCCUGUGGACGAGGUCACUAUCAAGUGGCUGCGGGAUAGAGCCGUCUACCUCGCUCGCACUCAGAAUCGGAAGCAUGAGCGCAUCAACGAUGAGCGGAUCCAGGACCUCGUCCGGAAUCCCUUGCUCUCUGACUCCGACGCAAACUACGCCAAGCACCUCACGUUGGACCUCGCGACACUCACCCCGCACGUCUCUGGCCCAAAUUCCGUCAAACACGCCACCCCACUCACCACCUUGGAACAGCAGCGCAUCAAGAUUAACAAAGCCUAUCUCCUUUCUUGCGUCAACUCCCGCGCCAGCGAUCUGCGGGCCGCCGCUAAUGUCUUGAAAGGACGCAAAGUCGCAGACGGGGUCGAAUUCUACAUCGCCGCGGCAUCCAGUGAGGUGCAGAAAGACGUAGAGAAAUCCGGAGACUGGGACACGUUGCUGAGAGCAGGCGCGCGACCAUUGCCUGCAGGGUGUGGCCCAUGUAUCGGACUAGGUGUUGGACUACUCCAAGACGGAGAGGUCGGGAUCUCGGCAACGAACAGGAACUCCAAGGGCAGAAUGGGCGCACCCACCGCCCAAGCAUACCUUUCUUCACCAGCCGUAGUCGCCGCCUCCGCCGUAUCAGGCUAUAUCUGCGGCCCGCAAAGCCUACACCCCACCAACCCCAUCUCCAAAACCUUCGCGGCGUUUCACGCCCACCCCCAAUCCCCCAUUAUCACCUACACCGAUAACGCCACCCAAACACCGCCCGCCAAAUCCGCCCCUGCGGACGUGAUACCGGGCUUUGAUGGCACCCUACGGGGCGAGAUACUGUUCUGCGAUGCGGAUAAUCUGAAUACGGAUGGGAUAUAUCCCGGGAAAUAUACGUAUCAGGAUGAUAUGUCGCCGGAGCGGAUGGCGCAGGUUGCGAUGGAGAAUUAUGAUCCGGGGUUUACUAAAGUUGCUAAGAAGGUUCGUGUCAACGACAUCCUCAUCUCCGGCUUCAACUUCGGCACCGGCUCCUCCCGCGAACAAGCCGCAACCGCCCUCCUCUACGCCGGUUUCCGCGCCGUCCUCGCCGGCUCAUUCUCCGAAACAUUUAAGCGGAACGCCAUAAACAACGGGCUUAUCGUCCUCGAGGCCCCGCAACUCGUCAGUGAUCUCCGUAAGGCGUUCAAGGGUGGUGAGGAGGUGUUGACGAGACGCACCGGAUGGGAUGCGACCGUGGAUCUUGUGGGCGGGAGUGUGGGGGUGGGGGAGAGGAGGUAUAAGGUGCCGCCGGUAGGGAGGGCGGCGCAGGAGUUGAUUGUGGAGGGGGGGUUGGAGAAUUGGGUCAAGAAUCGGAUUGCUGCGUAGAUUCGAUCCCCUUCCCGCGCUAUGUUGGUGUAGCUUAGUCUUCGGGUUAUACAUAGUCUAUGUAUUCUGCGUGUAUCUACAUGUACAUUUUCUUCUUCUUUGCAUCAUGAGUAAAUAUGUCUCCGAAAAAGUUGGUCAAAGCGUAAGGUGGGAAUAUAUAAAAAUGCAGUAAGAACGAGAAGGAAAGUCGAGUAAACCACAUAAAAAACGAUACGGGGGGUAUCCACACUAUUUACACACAUUCCUUCCAGAUGGAGCCAAUAUUUCCACCCACACAUCACUUGUCAACAUCAUGCCCCAACUUCUGCACCAGCACCUCAUAAAUCCACAAACUCAACGCCGAGCUCGGCACCGUCCUAAUCAGAUUGACGCCCAAGCCCCUAUAGAACGCCCUCCACCCUUCCUCGCGCAUAAUCACCUUCAUCGCGUGGAUCAUACCGCGAUAUCGGGGUGUGGGUUUUGUUGAUCGUAAGG